AAAUUGGUCCGAUUGUUUCAGGCUGAAAGGGACAAGCUGGAGGAGACCCGGCGGUCGUUGGAAAAGCGGCUGGAGGGUUGCGAGGCAGAACUGCGUGGCAAGGAGGAUGAGCUGUUCCUGCAGCUGGAGCGGAGCCUUCGCUUGGAGGAAGAGAUGGAAAGAGCGAAAACGGAGCGCGACGGUUGCCUGGCUGCGAGGGAUCGGCUGGAGAGGCAACGCGAGGUAGCGUUGCGCCGUCUGCAGAUGCAACUGGCGCAAAACGAGAUCACCAGGCAGACUCUCGAACGAGCACGUCAGGACGUUGUCAGGCAGGCCACUGUUAUCCGUGCCGAACGCGAUGCUCUUGAAAGAGAGAAUGAAGUUUUAAAAGAGAAGCUGCGUAUAGAACAAGGAGAAUUGGGCGAAGAGAGGCGUAGACGGGAGGAGGGUGUUGCUGCACUGACUCGAGAAACGAUUACGUUGAGACACGCUGCUAGACACCUUCGUGCAGCGACUCUACACGCUACAUCUUGCCGCCGUCGACGACGGUGUUCCGUAUGUUUGUACGCCAGACGCACGUUUGCCGAGAUUGACGAUUAUCGCGACGAUGGAAAUCUUUUCAAGUGCCUUCAAGCGCCGCUGCAAGAUCUGCGUACCUGGUUGCGACCUAGCGCAACGUCUGCGACACCGACAUCGCGCAGACAGAGGACCAGCUCACCGUUGGCCGAUCAAGAGAUAAGUUUCAUCGACGACUCCAGCGUGGACAGCAGUGCCGGUGGAAGCAACGGUAGCAACAGCAGCACCACCAGUAGUAACAGUGCGUCUGACGACGAGGCAUAUCCGAGUACUCCUGUUGCGGAGAUAUCGCUUUCAUCGGCCAACUCGAGCGCGCCAGCUACCGCGAGAGCCUUUUCAUCCGAUUCAGGGUUUUCUUCGGAAAUUGGAGAUCGACGAUCACGAUGUUACGAAAAUGGGGGUAGUAGCACCAGCAGCAGCAGCGGCAAAAGCAGGAAGAUCAGCGAGUCGCUUAGCUGCAGCGAGCCGGACGAGCAAAGUACCACGGGGUUCAGUCGGUCGAGAUGGACCUCCUCUUUUCGCAAGUUACUUGGACGGAAGCCAAAGACCAAGUCCACGCCUGACCGCUCCUCGUGAAAAGCCCAAGACUUGAGAAUCAUGAGAGAAAGAAACCGCGUUGUUUCACGCUCGAAACGCGUCGUGAAAUUUUUAGUGCUCCCGCCCUUUUUCUGCUGCCGCGUCGUUGAUCCGUCGAAAAUUACUCGCUUGAUCGGUAAAACAUUCCAAAACGAGUCCGUUCGCGGUCGAAAAAACAACUCGAUACUGCCAACAUGAUCGAUACGAUGCGAUGUAAUCCUAGAUUUCUUCCUAGUAAUAACAUCGAAUUAAAGACUAUAGAUUUCCAAUGACGUACGUCGGUAUAGAAAACUUAUCCUCGCAAGUGAUCGUUACGACCGUUUCACUUAGUAGUUCACUUACUUUCUCGUAUCUAAUGUAUCUUGGCUAAAGUGUCGGUUCUUAAUAUUCCCGAUACUAAGUAGGAAUUGAAAUUUUCACCAUUAUUAUUGCGAACGAUCGAUCGAAUUAAACUGAAUUACGCACGAUUAAGAAGAGAAGCUUUAAGAAGAGAAGCUCUGUUAAAUUAUUAGAGUUCGAUGUGAAAUUUUGUAGAAAUGUCCUGUUUUCCAGUUUGGAUUCUAAAUGAAAUAUUGUUAUUAUUUAUAUCGCGUUUUAUCGUCUUUGUUAUUGUUGGGAUGAUUGUUGUUCUGCUAGUCAAAGAACAUAUAUAUAUAUAUACACACACACAUACAUAUAUGUAUGCGAAUAUCCGAAUCGAUCGGUCGUAUUUGAUUUGUUAGUUUGUAGAAUUACAAAUGUUAAAAAUCUUCAACUCGUUUUAGCAUUCAAUGCUAAUUUUAAAGUACCACUUGUGAAAUUAAAUAUGGUUUUUUGUAUACAAUAGUGUACGUAUACAUCUAAACCAAACAAUGUCAACUCGAAUAACGAGUUUGUUUUACAGGGAUAUCGUGUAACGUAACGUAUAUGUGAUAGAUAUAUUUGAAUGAAUUAAAUUAAAAUCGAUAAUCUACGAAUGCAUUUGAUAAUGUAUUAUUAAUAAUCGAUUAUCGUGACAACUCGUUGUAUUCAGGGUAGUAACAAAUUCCUUUAAAAACGUCGUUUAAUUAUUACACGAAUAAUUCAGCCGCAAUUGUUACUGGGUUCCUUUAUAAAUUUUGCUUGUUAGAAGUUAACACAUAUUUUGUAUAUAUUUUUUAUACUUUAUUUAUGAAUUUCAAGUAAUAGGUUUUUUAUGAUUUCACGAAAUAAGUAAGAGUAACUAUCUGACGUUAAUGCAAAAAUCGUAGAAGUUUUAUGAUAAAUCAAGAGGUAGAUAUCUGUUAUAAAAUUCACUGAGAAUGAUUCACGAUUCAAUUCGGAAUUGGAUGAGUCAACCUUCAUAAUGAUAUUCAUAGCCAGUUUGUUUGGAAAUUCUUAAAAUUUUUGCAUCAACUAACAAAUGAAUGAUUCUAAUUGGUUUAAAUCAUGAUUAAAUUUUUACCAAUAAUGAACGAAGUUAUUUGUUAACCAAAAACGAUUAUAUAUUGAAUAAAUAAGAAACAAAAAUGGAAAAAAAU
Molecule: messenger RNA, 2630 nt
Organism: Frieseomelitta varia
Lineage: Eukaryota; Metazoa; Arthropoda; Insecta; Hymenoptera; Apidae
Product: cingulin-like
Exons: 4
Source: RefSeq, a predicted model, not a curated record